AUGGCACUUCCAGUCGAUCGCCCUUCAUCUACAGCGGCACUUGUCAUCGCUACCUCGAUCCUCACAGGCGUCAUUGGGUAUUAUAUCGGCCAAGGCGCGUCGAUAGGAAUUUUCUCAUCCACACCUAGCCAUGCACAAAAGAACAAAUCGAUAGAAGACGAAAGUGAUGGAGAGGAAGACGAAGAUGAAGACGAAGCUGAAGGUGAACUGGCUACCUUUGAAGGGAAUACAGACGAAGUAAAGCUUGUCCUAGUCGUGAGGACGGAUUUGGGAAUGGGCAAAGGCAAAAUAGCUGCACAAUGCUCUCAUGCGACCCUCGCAUGCUACAAAUACUACUUUAGCAAAUCACCCAAUGCACCUAUUUUGAAACGGUGGGAACGACAAGGCCAGGCGAAGGUUGCGCUACAGACAAAGAGCGAGGAUGAUUUACUAGUCCUUCAGGCACAGGCGAUCAGUCUGGGACUAUGUACUCGUGUGAUCCAAGAUGCGGGACGUACACAGAUUGCGAGCGGGAGUCGGACAGUGUUGGGCAUCUUAGGUCCAAAAAGUGUAGUAGACUCCGUUACAGGGCAUUUGAAGCUGCUGUGA
This is a messenger RNA of Microsporum canis CBS 113480, 588 nucleotides long. RefSeq names its product peptidyl-tRNA hydrolase 2. The record is from RefSeq and is a predicted model, not a curated record. Gene Ontology annotation, cellular component: cytosol; mitochondrion. Gene Ontology annotation, molecular function: peptidyl-tRNA hydrolase activity. The transcript is spliced from 2 exons. NCBI's taxonomy places the organism in Eukaryota, Fungi, Ascomycota, Eurotiomycetes, Onygenales, Arthrodermataceae. The coding region runs from base 1 to 588 and encodes 195 amino acids.